AUGGGUACAAUAACAAGCCCAUUCAAAGACCCAUCUCAUCACUCUCUUGCCAGAAAGCUCUUACCUUAUGCCAUCUAUGUCAUCCUCCCCAUAGCUGUCAUUCGCUUAUACUUGUACACUCCCUCUCUCCCUCAAUCCACAGAUCAGCUCCCUCAUUCCACUGCCAUUACCAUCAGCACCACCUCAUCAUCUUCUUCUUCUCCUUCUUCGUUGCCUCCUUUUGCUUCUUCUCAAGAAGUAGAAACAGGUAAAGAGACUCCAUGUGACUACACCAGUGGGGAUUGGGUCCAAGAUAAGCUGGGCCCUUUGUACAAUGGUACCACCUGUGGUACAAUCAAGAAAGGACAGAAUUGCAUCACCCAUGGGAGACCUGAUUUGGGCUAUCUCUUUUGGAGGUGGAAACCCAAGCAAUGCCACAUACCAAGGUUUGAACCCAACACUUUUCUCCAAAUCCUUAGGAACAAACACAUAGCAUUUGUGGGUGACUCCAUGGCCAGGAACCAAUUGGAGUCUCUUCUUUGCAUGCUAGCCACUGUCUCUCCUCCUAACCUUGUUUAUACUGAUGGUGAGGAGAACAAGUUUAGAAGAUGGCAUUUUUCUUCUCACAAUGUCAGUGUGUCAGUUUAUUGGUCACCAUUUCUUGUGAAAGGUAUUGAGAAAUCACAAGAUGGUCCAAAUUACAACAGGUUGUAUUUGGAUCAAGUUAAUGAAAGGUGGGCAGCAGAUAUGGGUCAAAUGGACAUGAUUGUGUUGUCUGUUGGGCAUUGGUUUUUACAUCCAGCAGUUUAUUUUGAGGGUGAUUCAGUUCUUGGCUGCCAUUACUGCCCUGGUCUUAAUCACAGUGAGAUUGGUUUCUAUGAUGUGCUGAGAAAAGCCAUAAAGACUACCCUCAAGACCAUAAUUGAAAGGAGAGUUGCUAAUGCUAAUGGCAAUGGGGUUAAUGUAAUUGUGACAACAUUUUCACCUGCACAUUUUGAAGGUGAGUGGGACAAGGCAGGGGCUUGCUCCAAGACCAAGCCUUACAUGGAGGGAGAGAAGCAGCUUGAAGGGAUGGAUGCUGAGAUGAGGCAACUUGAGGUUGAAGAAGUAGAAGCUGCUAAGGCAAAUGGUAAAAAAUUUGCAGGGUUUAGGCUGCAAGCAUUGGAUGUGACCAAAUUAUCACUGAUGAGGCCAGAUGGUCAUCCGGGGCCUUAUAUGAAUCCAUUUCCAUUAGCUGAUGGGGUUCAAGAGAGGGUCCAAAAUGAUUGUGUUCAUUGGUGCUUGCCAGGGCCUAUAGACACAUGGAAUGAGAUAAUGCUAGAGGUUCUGAACAACUGGAAUAAUCAGGGUCGGUGA
Prunus armeniaca (apricot) is the source of this 1335-nucleotide messenger RNA. The record is from the annotation of a GenBank genome assembly. Lineage: Eukaryota; Viridiplantae; Streptophyta; Magnoliopsida; Rosales; Rosaceae.